Messenger RNA from Rangifer tarandus platyrhynchus (Svalbard reindeer), 858 nucleotides. The record is from the annotation of a GenBank genome assembly. NCBI's taxonomy places the organism in Eukaryota, Metazoa, Chordata, Mammalia, Artiodactyla, Cervidae.
AUGUCGAGCUGUGACCGGAUCGGAGUGGCCCCUGCCAUGGACAUGCCGGAGGUCCUCAAGUCCCUGCUCGAGCACUCUUUGCCUUGGCCAGAGAAGAGGACAGAUAAGGAAAAGGGGAAGGAAAAGCUGGAGGAAGACGAGGCCACAGCAGCCAGCACCAUGGCCGUCUCAGCCUCCCUCAUGCCGCCCAUCUGGGACAAAACCAUCCCGUACGAUGGCGAGUCUUUCCACCUGGAGUACAUGGACCUGGAUGAGUUCCUGCUGGAGAAUGGCAUCCCCGCCAGCCCCACCCACCUGGUGCAGAACCUGCUGCUGCCGGUGGCUGAGCUAGAAGGGAAGGAGUCAGCCAGCUCCUCCACGGCCUCCCCACCAUCCUCCUCCACCGCUGUCUUUCAGCCCUCGGAAACCGUGUCCAGCACAGAAUCCUCCCUGGAAAAGGAGAGGGAGACCCCCAGUCCCAUCGACCCCAACUGUGUGGAGGUAGACGUGAACUUCAAUCCUGACCCUGCCGACCUGGUCCUGUCAAGUGUGCCCGGCGGGGAGCUCUUCAACCCUCGGAAGCACAAGUUUGCUGAGGAGGACCUGAAGCCCCAGCCCAUGAUCAAAAAGGCCAAGAAGGUCUUUGUCCCCGAUGAGCAGAAGGACGAGAAGUACUGGACGAGACGCAAGAAGAAUAAUGUGGCAGCUAAGCGGUCCCGGGACGCCCGGCGCCUGAAGGAGAACCAGAUCACCAUCCGGGCGGCCUUCCUGGAGAAGGAGAACACGGCCCUGCGGACGGAGGUGGCGGAGCUGCGCAAGGAGGUGGGCAAGUGCAAGACCAUCGUGUCAAAGUAUGAGACCAAGUAUGGGCCCUUGUAA